UGUUGUUGUUUUGGGAGACAGCAGAGGAGUCGCUCACUGAGUGGUGUCAGCUCGGAAGGUCGUCUAGUCUACAGUCGGAACUUUAUUUCUCCAAAACAAAACAAAUUUUCAUCAGCUCUUCACAAAAGACCGGCAGCAUCGCCUUCCAACAUGAAUCUAACGGUGACUUUGCUGACUGGGGAGUCCUGUUCUCUCAUGGUUUCACCACAGAGCACUGUGGGCCAGCUCAAAGUCCUCAUCAGCCAAAAGUUUGAAGUGGCCCCACGGGAGCAGAGGCUGAUGUACCAGAUGAAUGGCCACAAUGUAACGCUCGGCGAUGAUUCGAGAUCUUUGAGCUCCUACAGUUUGCUCCCUGGAUCUGAAGUGCAGUUGCUGAUAACGAAGUCGACGAAGAUCCAGGUGUUCCUGAAAAACGAAAAGGGCACAACGAAGACGUACGACAUCUCCACUGAGGAGAGCGUCUCCGACUUCAAACGCAAGGUUGAGAGCAUGGAGGGCGUGCCUGUGAGCCAGAUGAGGCUGAUCCACGAAGGAAAAGAGAUGGAUGACCAACACAAACUUAGGGACUACAACGUCCGCGAAGGAAGCACCAUCUUCCUUACCUUCCGUCUGAGAGCAGGCUGAGAAGCUUGGGACACACGUGACACACCCACUAUGCCAUGCAUUUAUAAUUAAUUAUUCAUUUAAGAGCCGUGUUCAAACCAUGUCUUAGGAUAAACUUUAUUUUUUUUAAAUGACCAACACGCACCUUGGCUUUCUGUAACAUAGUUUGUAAUCCUGUGGUUAAAUCUUUUAAUGUGUUGUUAAAAAAAGUGUCUUACAGUACAUUUGUAUUUUGGCAACUACGUCAAAGGCAAUGCGGUAUGGAAUUGUUAAGAGAUUGAAAAUAAUUAUAAUAAUAAAAUUAUUUAAGUAUAUAAAAC
Messenger RNA from Lampris incognitus (smalleye Pacific opah), 923 nucleotides. RefSeq names its product ISG15 ubiquitin like modifier (gene isg15). The record is from RefSeq and is a predicted model, not a curated record. The coding region runs from base 151 to 624 and encodes 157 amino acids. Gene Ontology annotation, molecular function: protein binding. The transcript has 2 exons. NCBI's taxonomy places the organism in Eukaryota, Metazoa, Chordata, Actinopteri, Lampriformes, Lampridae. Gene Ontology annotation, biological process: post-translational protein targeting to endoplasmic reticulum membrane.